GAAUACGGCCACGGUAACCCCCCUGCCUGUCGUAAGAGGCGACUAAAAGGGGGAUGUAAAGGAGUGAGUUAGGCAGUAAGAAAAGAACUUAAAAGUAAUGCAAAAAUGCAAGAAGAAAAUAUAUAGCAGGCAAAAAUAAAAAUACAAAAUAUUAAAAUUGCGCGGAAAAGGAUUGGCAAGAAUGUAGCGUUCAUUGGGCAGAAAGAGACAGCGAAGUCCCUAAACCGCGCGCCAUCCUUACGACAAUUAAUUUGAUAAAAAGAGGGAAAAAUUAAAUUAAAUUAACUACCUUUAUUACUUUACUUAUACAACUGAGAAGAUAUAAUUUUUACUUCUAAUAGCUAAAUAUCGCUAAAGUCAAGUUCACGCGAUAGUACAACACUAUUAAAGUUAAGCUCACAGCACACCGUAACAAUACUAUACUAAAGAGAAACUGGAGGAACCUCUAGCUCUAACUAUUAUACUUCAGGAAUGUGCUUAUAAAGAUUAUAUUCAGGCACCAACAUAUUGGUUCUGUAAAACCGUUAGAGAGUAUGAAUUGUUAAGAAAAAUUACAUAAAUGUGAAAUUGUGAACUGCACAUGCACGUGAAUACGAUUCAUGAACACAUGGUAUUAUAUGCAACGGGUAACGACUACUGUAAUAAUGUUAGAGAAAUUAGAAACAGUGUUUCAUUUAAUAUUAGUAGACAUGUAGUUCGCAUUAUUCAAGAAACGUUUUGUGAUUUAAUUAAACCAACAGAUUCAUUUUAAUUAACUAAGGUUAAUAAUAAACUCAUUUGUUCCAUGAUUUCCCUACUGAAGAAUACGUUAACAGAAAAUGACAGUAUUAGAAAUAGAAGAAGACACAGAUAAACGUUCAGUUCCUCCUAGGAAGAAAAUUUGUUUAUCCCUUUCAGGCCGUGAACGUAUACGUAGCAACAUCUCUCAGGUUCCUAAGGCUUUGAACAGAGAGAGCCUUGUGAAUAAAGAUACUUUUACAUAUAGUACAAGCAAAAUGUUGAAUGGCUACCGUAAUCAACUGAGUAAUCACCAAGAUGGAAGUUACGAUGUGUCAAGUAGUGGUACAGAAGGAUUAAGAAUAGCUACAUUGUGUAAUUUAGGAAAUACAUGUUUCUUAAACAGUGUGAUAUAUACCUUACGAUUUGCACCAUCUUUUUUACAUAAUUUACAUCACUUAGCCACCGACUUGUCUAAUUUAAAUGAUAAGCAACUUCAAGUUAAAAUAAAAUCAUCAUCGUUGGGUGGAACUGGUGCAUCGCUUACAUCAAGCAGCAGUCGUAGUUGGAGUAGUAAAGAUUUGUUAGCUCUAGCUGGACCUGCCGGAGAUAACAAUAAACACAGAAUACAAAUAGCAACUGAAAAAUUACACGAAUUAUUUAUGGCGUUACACGCGGCCGAAGUGAAAGAGAACAGUGAACCGUAUCAACCAGACGCAUUUUUACAAGCUCUUAGAGAAGUGAAUCCUAUCUUUGAAGGAAAUCAGCAACAGGAUGCUCACGAACUUUUAGUGUGUUUACUUGAUAAUAUCAGAGAAACUUUUCACUUGUUAGUCAGACAUAGAGAAAGUCAAUUUGGACAAAAUAAUGACGGAUUAUCAAAUUUGUCUACAGACCAUUCAGUAGAUAUACAAUCAGAGGAUAGUAAUUCGAAUAAAAGAAGUAUUCGAAAAUUUAGAAAAAAGAAAAAAAUAACAACAAGAGGAAGUUCUUCUUGUCUUGUACAGCCAAAUUUGAAUGGUGUAUCAGUAUCUUCUAGACCAUACGAAAAUAUGAAAUAUUAUAUGAAAUAUUGUAUGAAAUACGAAAACGGUCAUGCCGAGUUUACGGAAAGUAAUGGAGAUGUUGGCAGUCAUAGACCUGAGAGUAAAACGUGUUUCAUUUCAGAAGAUUUCGAAGGAGUUAGCCUUUUACAAACCACAUGCCUUGAAUGUGAACAUGUUACCGAACGAAAAGAAACAUUUUGCGAUAUAUGUGUGCCUAUUGAUAUUGACAGGUCCAGCGAAGAAGACGAAGAAGUAAGACCAAUGGAUAGUAGUGAAGUAUACAGGCGAGCAGUAGUUACUAGUGAACUUCUAUGGGGUAGAGAUAAAUAUUGGUGUGCUCGUUGCCUUCGGUAUAACGAAGCUCGAAGAGCAGUAUGUUUCCCAUCUUUACCCCGGUUACUCAUAUUGCAGCUGAAAAGAUUUUCUACCGCAGCUGGGUCAAUGGAAAAAAUUAAUAAUCAUAUGCCAACACCAUUAACUUUACAAUGCUUCUGUGAAGAAUGUAUCAAUGAGCGUGGAACUACAGGCAGCAGAUCAGAAUCGCGACACGUGUACAAAUUGUAUUCUGUAAUCAUGCACCAGGGGGCAACAAUGACAGCUGGUCAUUAUGUUGCUUACACCCGUUUACCUGAUGAAUCUGCGUUUACAGAAUAUUUUCAGUGUGAUCGCGAUUGCAAGCGACAAACUUCUGGUCAGGGUAAUAGUGGCAGCACAAAUACGAAUUCAUCUUCAUCGGACAAAACGUCCGGUAUACUAAAAUACUUCAGGAGUAAACCAAGUGUUAGUGAAACUAAGGAACAAUUAAUUAGGGUCGGCUGUCGAAGUAUUGAUUGUUGCGGUAUUCGACGUCACAAACAUCCUAGUAUUUGGUUGGAAUGUGAUGACGAAGCAGUACAUGCAAUUCCAUUGCGAGAGUUAGAAGAUAAAUUAGCACCAAAUCCGCGAAAUUCCGCCACCCCGUAUCUUUUGUUCUAUGUGAGAUCCAUGACGUAAAAAUUCGUGUUUUUUUUUUCUCUUUCAAAACGGCAAAACUAAAGAACUGAGCUUGCAUCCUUUUGUGAGAAACUACACAUUCCAAAUCUCUGUUUACUCUGAAUGUGCUAUAUCUAAUUUAAAUGAACGUGUAUAAUUUUCUAGAACGUAAAUCGUACUAUUAAAAUCAUCUUAAAUAUUAGAAUUUAGAAGUUGAAUAAUUACGCAAUAAGUUUUCCAAUCUAAACGAUACUGUUACUCUCAAGUCUUGUUGUUAAUGCUACAGUGUCAAUUUCUAUCUAGACGACUAACGUUAGUUGAAACGCGAAGUGUUAUAUUUUUAAGUUAUCACUGUAAAAAUAAAAAUAUGUAUUCUUGAUUUAA
This is a messenger RNA of Osmia bicornis bicornis, 3119 nucleotides long. RefSeq names its product ubiquitin carboxyl-terminal hydrolase 1 (gene Usp1). Gene Ontology annotation, molecular function: cysteine-type deubiquitinase activity; cysteine-type endopeptidase activity. Gene Ontology annotation, cellular component: nucleus; cytosol. The coding region runs from base 819 to 2756 and encodes 645 amino acids. Gene Ontology annotation, biological process: protein deubiquitination. The record is from RefSeq and is a predicted model, not a curated record. Lineage: Eukaryota; Metazoa; Arthropoda; Insecta; Hymenoptera; Megachilidae. The transcript has 7 exons.